Fomitopsis serialis is the source of this 1329-nucleotide messenger RNA. RefSeq lists its product as uncharacterized. The record is from RefSeq and is a predicted model, not a curated record. The transcript has 5 exons. The coding region runs from base 1 to 1329 and encodes 442 amino acids. Lineage: Eukaryota; Fungi; Basidiomycota; Agaricomycetes; Polyporales; Fomitopsidaceae.
AUGUUAGACCAAUGUCCGGCGGCGCCACAACCCGGGUUGUCCGCAGUGCGCGAAGAAGCUGGUCGAACAGCUGCGUCGGUGCACGCAUACGGCACAGAGUAUGGUGUAUACUCUGGCAAAAAGUCCGAGCCGACGUGGAUCACCAUUCAGUUGAGCAAGCUCGCAGGACGCGUGAAGAACAGGUCCUUCAACCAGGGCGCACGACAGUGGGUAGAAACUGAGUGGCCAGAGCUUUUGAUGGCUGGCCAGAGCCACUGGCCCAGAAAGGACAGAGGAAGUCGCGCGCGAGACCUUCAAGCCGCGGAUGAACCUUUGAGUGGCGGUGGGGACACUCACAAAGGGGGGCGGAGCGAAGGGGACGGACACGAGGCGGACAAGGUGGAGAGACAUGCGGUUGAAUCGACAAAGGACGCGAUGAGAGCAAAGGCGAAUGAGUUUAGGAAGCAGCUCAAGAAGUGUGACUACUGUAGGUCUGCGACAAGGGCAGUGAGGGAGUGUGUGGUGGACCAAGGCAGCGGGACCUGCGGGACGUGCAGAAAAGCCGGCAAGGGAUGCUACUUCCAGGGAUUGUCGCUUAAUGGGACACAGAACAAGAAGGCGGCGUCGGUCGUGAUGCCGGAUGAGGGUGUCUCGUCGACCACUAAGAAGGGAAAGCGCAAGGCAACGAGUGUCAUCCAAUCGCUCGACAACGACAGGCCCGCGGAAUUCACGGCUUCGGAUCCUGAAGGACCAACACCCGUCCAGCGCGCAACUCGAUCGCGUGCACAGCGAGACCCCUCGGCCGCAAAAAUGGGCAAGACCGUCCUGAACACAGCGACCAAGACAAGGGAGAAGAACAAUGGAAGACUGACGCAUGAGCGUCCCGACACUUCUCAGGAGGGCCCUCGUCGAAAGCGAGGAAGAUACGAUGUCGAGAAGACCUCAGAGAAGAGGCAUACGCGCGCGACGGCUGCCGCCCUCGUUGGCAAAGCCGACCAAAGGCCCUCCAGGCCGUCGGAGCGCGCAUCCGAUGGCCCCGCAGCACAUGUAGCGUCGCCGACGGCCUCGGAGGCGGCGGGCGUGGACACAAUCAGCCUGGACUGGGGCGAAGAACUGCCGGAGGGUGUCAAUGGCGCGUCAGAUAGCGAGGGCGAGGGCGCCGGUACCCUGCGGAUGAAGACCCUGUCGGAGGUGAUCAAGACGUUUGAAGUGAACAGGGCGAAGCUCGCAAAGAAGAUAGAGGAGAUGGAGGAGGACCGUAGCUGGUUGGAUGCUCAGCUGAAGGCGAACAGGGCGCGUCUGCGAGAGCUGCAGCAGGCACAGAUUGCGGAGGCGGGUCCAAGUCACUAG